Messenger RNA from Truncatella angustata, 972 nucleotides. Its product is annotated as succinate/fumarate mitochondrial transporter. Bases 1 to 972 code for a protein of 323 amino acids. Lineage: Eukaryota; Fungi; Ascomycota; Sordariomycetes; Amphisphaeriales; Sporocadaceae. The record is from RefSeq and is a predicted model, not a curated record. The transcript is spliced from 4 exons. Gene Ontology annotation, biological process: succinate transport; fumarate transport; transmembrane transport.
AUGGCGACCAAAGUGAACGAGAACGGCAAAAAGCCGCCGUCCGUGGCGACGAAUCUGAUAGCUGGUGGAGGCGCAGGUAUGAUGGAAGCGCUCGCAUGCCACCCUCUCGACACGAUAAAAGUCCGCAUGCAACUCUCGCGCCGUGCUAGGCAACCCGGCGCCCCUAAGAGGGGCUUCCUGAAGACGGGAGCCGAGAUCGUGAAACGCGAGACGCCGCUCGGUCUGUACAAAGGUCUCGGCGCCGUCAUGACGGGUAUCGUUCCGAAGAUGGCGAUUCGAUUCUCGUCCUUCGAAGCCUAUAAGCAGAUGUUGGCGGACUCGGACGGCGGCGUGAGCGGAUCGGGGACUUUCAUGGCCGGACUGGCUGCCGGAGUCACCGAGGCCGUCGCUGUCGUGACGCCCAUGGAGGUGAUCAAAAUCAGACUACAGGCGCAGCACCACAGCAUGGCAGAUCCGCUCGACGUGCCCAAGUACCGCAACGCCGCCCAUGCGCUUUACACCGUCGUUAAGGAAGAGGGUGCUGGCGCCCUGUACAGAGGAGUCUCCUUGACGGCGCUGCGACAGGGCAGCAACCAGGCUGUCAACUUCACGGCGUAUACGUAUUUCAAGGAGGCCUUGAAGCGAUACCAGCCGCAGUACGAGGGAGGAAACUUGCCCGGCUAUCAAACAACGCUCAUAGGAUUGGUCAGCGGUGCGAUGGGCCCUUUGAGCAAUGCGCCUAUCGACACAAUCAAGACGAGAUUGCAAAAAUCACCAGCCGAGCCGGGUGUGAGCGCGUUGCAAAGAAUUCAAAAGAUCUCAUCGGAGAUGUUCAAACAAGAGGGCAGUAGGGCCUUUUACAAGGGUAUAACGCCGCGCAUCAUGCGAGUCGCCCCAGGCCAGGCUGUCACAUUCACCGUGUACGAAUAUCUGAAGGCUCAGCUGGAGAAGAGCAGUCCCUCUAUAAUAAGCGGCGGCAAGUACGAGGAGUAG